Messenger RNA from Protomyces lactucae-debilis, 3867 nucleotides. RefSeq lists its product as uncharacterized. Gene Ontology annotation, biological process: glutathione metabolic process. Gene Ontology annotation, molecular function: 5-oxoprolinase (ATP-hydrolyzing) activity. NCBI's taxonomy places the organism in Eukaryota, Fungi, Ascomycota, Taphrinomycetes, Taphrinales, Protomycetaceae. Bases 1 to 3867 code for a protein of 1288 amino acids. The record is from RefSeq and is a predicted model, not a curated record. Gene Ontology annotation, cellular component: cytosol. The transcript has 2 exons.
AUGGCUCCCUCUGUCGACAAUCUGUCAGCUCUCUACAACGCUACAAAGAAGUCAUAUCGCAUUGGCGUAGACGUUGGUGGAACGAACAGCGAUGCUGUACUGGUAUGCGACGCUGAAAAGUCGUCGCCGAACUGUGGUGUCGUUGCUCACUACAAGACGGCAACCACGGUGGAUGUCACAGACGGCAUUGAAGUAGCCAUCUCGCAAGUCUUGAAGUCAAGCAACGUUGACCCGUCGCAGAUCGCCGUUGUUGUAAUUGGCACCACACACUUCAUCAACGCAGUGGUCGAACAGGAUCAAGGCAGGCUUGAUAGUGUCGCUGUGAUCAGGCUGUCGGCUCACUUUACGCGCAGUACUCCUCCAUUCUCGGAUUUCCCGCCUGCGCUCAAGCAAAUCAUGUGUGGCUACUACGCUUUCUGCGCCGGAGGCUGCAAUAUUGACGGCGAUGAGAUUGCAUCAAUCUGCCCAGACGAGCUCAGAGCAGAAGCCCGUAAGAUCCGAGACAUGGGACUGAGGACUGUUGUCUUGACUGGCGUCUACUCGCCGAUUGACGAAACAUUUCUCCAGGAAGAGAAUGCGCGCGAGAUAAUGUCGCAAGAGGUCCCUGAACUCGUCAUUGUUUGCUCGCGUGAUAUUGCAAACGUCGGCCUCCUCGAGCGGGAGAAUGCUGCCAUUCUCAAUGCCUCCAUCUUGAGAUUCGCUCAAAGGACCAUUCGUGGUUUCAAAGCUGUGCUCAAGCGACUGGAUCUUUCGUGCGGUCUGUACCUCACUCAAAAUGACGGUACUAUCGUCUCUGGCACGAUUGCAGCCAAGCUUCCCAUCAAGACAUUCUCAUCAGGUGCCACCAAUUCAAUGCGCGGUGCUGCCUAUCUCUCAAGGGAAGCGCGCUCCGGCAAGGAUGGCAACUGCAAAAUGAUCGUUGUCGACAUCGGCGGCACCACUGCAGAUGUUGGCAUGCUCCUCCCCUCUGGCUUUCCGAGGCAAGCGAGUGCCUUUGUUUCCAUUGAAGGCGUGCGCAUCAAUUACUCUAUGCCUCAUGUCACCUCGAUUGGCUUGGGCGGAGGCAGUAUUGUUAGAAGCACCAAAAACGGCGUUACGGUUGGCCCUGAUUCAGUAGGAUACAAGCUCUCUACUGAAGCGCUUGUCUUUGGCGGCGGUACCCAGACUGCAAGUGAUAUUGCAGUUCGAAACGGGAAUGCAAAGAUGGGCAGCAUCGACCUAGUGCAAGGCAUCUCACUUGACUUUACAACAGCAGCACAGGAAAAGGUCUGUGAGAUGCUUACCAAUGUCGUUGAUUUGAUGAAGACUUCUCCAGAGCCCAUUCCUGUGCUGCUCGUCGGCGGUGGCAGCAUCAUUGCACCAGACUCACUUCCUGGCGCUAGCGUCGUCAUCCGCCCGCCAUUUCACGAUGUCGCCAAUGCAGUAGGUGCGUCCAUCGCAAGAGUGUCUGGUACAGUGGACUGCAUCGAGGAUCUCGCAGACAGAUCACUCCAGGAUGUCAUCGCACGCUGUACAGCAAAAGCCAAACAGCGAGCCAUCGAAGCCGGCGCCGACGAGCAUACCAUCUCCGUUGCAGAGCUCGACACCAUUCCCAUCCAGUAUACUGCCAAUCGAAUCCGCGUCAUCGUCAAAUGCGUGGGUGAUUUGGACAUUACCAACCUCUCCAGGACUGUGCAGGACGACUCUGACGAUCUUGAAGACUUCACACCUGCCAGGCCAACAGCCAAGGCUUCUUCCAACACUAGAGAACUUGAUGUUGACAUGGACACAUAUAAGCCAACCAUCAACAAGAAUCGCGAAUGGGUGGUUUCUGAGAUUGACCUGAAGCUCAUGUCCAUGGGCUGCUAUGUCCUUGGCUGCGCCGGUGGAGGGUCACCCUAUCCCGAAUAUCUUCAGCUACGCGACAUGCUCCGCGCUGGCCAUGUAUUGCGCAUUGCAGAGGUCGAAGCUUUCAAAGAUUGCGAGACCGUGCUGUGGGGCGGCCACAUGGGAUCCCCUGCAGUCUCUGUUGAACGUCUUGGAGCCGAAGAAGUCGUGGAUGCUAUGCGCGAGCUGCUCGAUUACACGCGAACGCCAUCCUACAGUGCCGUCAUGUCGCUUGAGAUUGGUGGUGGAAAUGGCCUACAGCCUCUCAUCAUGGGCUCUAGCAAGUUCUUUGAUCGCCCUUGCCUUGAUGCGGACUGGAUGGGACGUGCCUAUCCGACUUAUUGGCAGACAACGAUUUGCGUGUACGAAAGGGAUAGCCUUGUGCCGGCUGCGAUUGCUUCUGGUGAUGGCAAAAACAUGAUCAUGACCAAGGCCAGCAAUGAUCGUAUCGUCGACACAGCACUGCGCGCAGCCUGUACUGAGAUGGGCUCCAGAGUUGGAAUGGCGGUAAAGCCUACUACGGUUGAUCGCGUCCGCAAAUAUGCCGUCCUCAACACAAUGUCGCUUGCGUGGCGCAUUGGACGUGCCAUCUAUGUUUGUCAGCGCAAAGCACAAGUGAUGCAAGUCGCAGACCGCAUCAUUGACCAGGUGGGUGGGCCAACAACAGCCAAGAAGCUCUUUGCUGGCAAAAUUGUUGAAGUGGAGUCAAAGGUGUCCAAAGGCCAUUCUUACGGCAGCAUCACCAUUGAGCCGCUCUCAAAGGACGCAGACGAAGGAGCAGCCCCUUGCUUCAAGACGGACGGUCUCUUGAGAAUCCCUUUCAAAAACGAAAACAUCCUGGCAGAGUGGGAGUCGCCAGCUGGCGUGCGUGAAAUCAUUGCAUCUGUUCCAGACCUCGUCUGCGUACUCGACAGUCAAAGCGGUGAGAAUCUUGGCGUUCCAGAGUUCCGCUAUGGCCUGCGUGUCACAGUGCUGGGCAUCACUGCUUCGCCGCGAUGGACAGACACCCCUGCUGGCCUAGAGCUUGGUGGGCCGCAAGCAUUCGGCUACGACUUUGAGUACAAGCCACUCGGUGUCUAUGUGGAGCCAAAGUCUGUUAUUGCAGAGGCGAGCGAUUUUGGCCAAGGGGCAAACCUGCUUGGCAAUCCAAGUUAUGGCUAUCGCCAGGGUGGUCUACCCAAUAUGCCAGAGUACCCUAUCGCUAUGAAUGAUCUCAAGAAGCCCAAAUUUGCAGUUAUUGGAGAUGAUGGCUCUGUCACUACUGAUUCUCCGAAAGCUGAACAGCCAGAAGCCUCUUCCCGGCAUACUUCUCAAGCAGUAGAACGACCCACAUUGCCUGCAGUAGCCAUCUUAGAUGAUAAAGAGAGCGAAGCUGGCGGAUGGGCGUCUGCUGAGACCCAUCGGCCGCAUCAGGAUCAACAAUUGCCUAGGUUUGGUGGGCAACCACCCAGCGGGUUCCAGCGUCCCAAUACUGUUUCAGCGGCACAGUUGUCUAUGCCAGGCCAGCAACAGUAUGGAUCUGAUCCCUUUGCUAGGCAACCGCGCUUCGCGAGGCCCCCUCCAGGUAGCUACGACAAUCAACCGCCACGUCGGCUUCCGGAGCCUCCAAGGCAGCAACUUCAACAGCCUUACCAGCAGCAACAGCAGCAAUCACAAUCCAACUACAGUGUACCAAACUCUGGUGGGCGGCCUCAACCAGGGGCUUCAGACAGGAAUGUUCAGCAGAGGCCGCGAUGGCAAGAAACGCAGGAUCGCUCGACCCCCUUCAGUCAAAGACCGCCGCCGCUCGUGGCCCCGCAGCCUCGUGCUCCCGUGCCAGACUGGCGCCAAGUUGGAGAACGGUUCCCUGAGGAGUCUGUUCGAACUGACACGCCAGAUCACACGACCCUCCCACCUUACCCUGCUAGUUCACCAGGCCGGAGCCGAAACGAUAGCCCUGACAUUUUGAGCGACAUAUACGGUCAAUACAAUGAUCAGCCAGCAUCUGGCCGCUUCAGAUGA